AUGAAGCCUAGCAGGGCCUCAGAGCCUCAGACCCCACCCAGCUCUCCUACUUAUGUCCUUCCUCCCCUAAGUCUGGAUCUAAGGUUGCAGGGACGCCAGGUAAGCCAGGCCGACCCUCCCAGACACCAUCCACCCCUGGCAAACACAUACACAGGGAGAAGGCCCAAGAAAGAGGUGGAAAGUCCCAUGGGCACAGCUCUCCAAAUAGCUCAGAGACAAUCCCACUUGUUGGCCCGCCUGCAGCCCGUCCCAGUCAACCCACAACCUCCCCACAUCCAUCCCAACACAAAAACAGCUCCCCCUAUGGCUGGUUCAGGGGCAUCCAUCCAGAUCCAGACAGAGACAUGGGGUGUUAGUCCAGAAGGCGGGGUCCUGCGGGCCCCAGAUCUCCAACCUGCGGCGGGGGUGGGCAGUGUGGAGGAGAUGGGAGACAACCCCCCUGCCAGCCCCCCUGUUCUCAGAAGAGGAGGGAGGAGUGAUGAGGAGACCUGUCCUGCAGCCCAGCCCAACCCACGGUCCGCCCCUCUCACCCCCCAUGGGAACUCAGAGGGGCUCAAUGAGAAGGCCGAGGGUGUCGGUGAGGGGAGGGGUGCUGAUGACCUUCGCCAUAGCGACCUGGCCAAGCUCUAUGGCUUGCCUGAUACUCCCAAUGGAGUGGAGGAAGAGGAGGAGGAGGAGGAGGACGAGGAGGACAGUGGUGGGGACACAUCGCCCAGCUCUCUGCCUCCCCGUCGGCCACACCUUCACCAGACAGGAGUGGCUGAUGUCUUCAAGUCUUUGGCCUCAUUCCUGGGGGGCCAGAGGUACACAUAUCGCGGCGGUCCGUUUGGGCGUCCUCCUCCUAGCUCCAUGGGAGGAGUGAAGUACUCUUCAUCCCUCGCCAUGGAUCCCGAAACCAAUUGUCAGGACCAGCAGAACCCCUCUCCCACAUCCAACUCCACCACGCCCCCAAGACUCACUAGCGAAUCAUCCACUCACACUACCUCAGAUCUGCUUUCCAAACCCCGGCCUCCUUUAAACCUCGACCAACCACAGCUCUCCGUGGGGGAGCGCACAAAACAGAAGCACGCGAGAUUGGAGGAGAUACUGAAUGAGAGAAAGAAAGAGAAGGCUAAGGGUGUAGACAGUGGGGAGACGGCCGGGUCUCUGAGCGCUGAGUUUAGACUGACCACCACACACCGGCUGCCUGCCACCACCAAGGACGAGCGAGGACAGAGGGAGGCACGCAGGCAGACAGACAGAAAGAGGGAGCCAAGCGGUGCGGAUGGAAACAGAGAUGGGGAAGGGAAGAGGAAGAGAAGAAAACAAGAGAACAGCAUCAGCAGUCAUCAGAGGAGUGGAGGAAAUGAAAAGAAGAACGCGGAAGAAAAGUGUGACAGAAAGUCAGCCCCUAUAACGCUGUCCUCAUCUACACCUCACCCCAGUCGCCUAGCCAAGCAGCACAAAGACACUAAGAAGAGCCGUCCCAUUCAGGGGAACCUUGGCCUCCAGAGCGAAGACAUCCAGGGACAGAAAGACAAGACGCACACAGGAAACACUGAGCAGGGGGCACAAUCAACAGAGAUGACGAAUGAGAGGCGCAGUGAGCCUCAAACCAAGACGUCCACACCAGACAGAAACCCAGACAUAUUGGCAACAGCAUCCACCACCAGCUUUAUUAACACCUCCUCCCCUUCCCCCACCCCGGCUGCCUCUGCUGCCCCAGUGAGGAGGACCCCCUGUCCCCUGGCUGCUGCUGAUUUCCUCAAGCUGAAGGCUCUGUCCAUGGGCUCUCCCAAGGAGCUGAAGAUCCAUCUGAUCAAGGUGGAGAGUGGAAACCGAGAGACGUUCAUCGCCUCGGAGGUCGAGGAGCGCAGGAUCCCACUAAGAGAGGUCAGCAUCAGACACACAGCCAGCGAGGUCGUCAGGUCCUGCAAGGGGGCGAAGGUGAACGGGAAGUUUCGGGAGUCCUAUCUGCUCCCUGCUUUCUCUGUCAAGCCUGUCCUUAGCACCAACACACCCAUCCCACGAGAGAAGCUCAACCCCCCCACACCAAGCAUCUAUUUGGAGAGUAAGAGAGAUGCCUUCUCCCCAGUCCUCCUCCAAUUCUGUACCGACCCCAAGAACCCUGUCACUGUCAUCAGAGGCCUGGCUGGAUCACUACGACUCAACCUGGGUCUGUUCUCCACUAAGUCUCUGGUGGAGGCCAAUGCAGAGCAUGCUGUGGAGGUGAGGACCCAGGUACAGCAGCCUGCUGAUGAGAACUGGGACGCUACUGGUUCAGCUCAGACCUGGCCCUGCGAGAGCAGCCGCUCACACACCACCAUCGCCAAGUACGCUGCGUACCAGGCCUCCAGCUUCCAGGAAAGCCUCCAGGAGGAGAAGGACAGUGAGGAUGAGGAUGAGGAUGAAGAGAAGAAGACUCUGUCUUCUGACCCAUCAACCAACACUGCAUCUGGCACCAGCAAAACCAGCCCUACUGUGGUUACUAGCAAAGCAACUCCUACCAAAGUUGGCCCUACCCCUAUUGCUAACACACUCAGGCCGGAGGCGAAAUCAACUGGGAAGAUUAUCAAAUUCGGCACCAAUAUCGACAUCUCUGAUCCUAAGAGGUGGAAGCCCCAGCUGCAGGAGCUGCUGAAGCUACCAGCCUUCAUGCGUGUGGAGUACAAUGGAAACAUGCUGAGCCACGUGGGACACACCAUCCUGGGCAUGAACACCGUCCAGCUCUACAUGAAGGUCCCCGGCAGCCGUACACCUGGCCACCAGGAGAAUAAUAACUUCUGCUCAGUGAACAUUAACAUUGGGCCGGGGGAUUGCGAGUGGUUUGCAGUCCAUGAACACUACUGGGAGCACAUCAACAACUUCUGUGAGAAGUAUGGAGUAGACUACCUGACUGGGUCCUGGUGGCCUGUUCUGGAGGACCUGUACUGCUCCAACAUCCCAGUGUACCGCUUCAUCCAGAGACCAGGGGACCUGGUGUGGAUCAACGCAGGGUCCGUCCACUGGGUGCAGGCUGUGGGCUGGUGCAACAACAUCGCCUGGAACGUGGGACCUCUCAACUCAUACCAGUAUCAACUGGCUCUGGAGCGUUUUGAGUGGAAUGAGGUCAAGAAGGUCAAGUCCAUCGUUCCGAUGAUCCAUGUCACCUGGAAUGUAGCCCGCACUAUCAAGAUCACCGACCAAGAAACCUACAAGAUGGUCAAACAUUGUCUCCUACAGUCCAUUAAGCACAUUCAGAUUCUGAGAGACCAGCUGGUUGCUGCAGGGAAGAAGAUCUCUUAUCAGAGCCGUGUGAAGGACGAACCAGCCUACUACUGCAACGAGUGUGACGUGGAGGUGUUUGACCUGCUGUUUGUAACUAGUGAGUCUGGCAGCAGGAAGACCUACAUGGUGCACUGUGAGGACUGUGCCCGGACCGUGUCCAAGAGCCCCUCGCUGGCAGGAGUAGUGGUGCUGGAGCAGUACUGCAUGGAGGAGCUGAUGAGAACCUAUGACAGCAUCUGUGUGACUCCAUCACCCUGCUCCAAGUGAAGCAUCCUCCCUGUUGUCUGGCAGCCAUAACCAAAGCUCCUACUUAGUGGCAGCACAGACGUUGUCUUCAAGGAAUACUACUACUGCUAACACUUGGUGAACAGCCAACCAUGUUUACUCAGUAUUGUUUACAUCACAAUAAGAUAUCUGCCAUCAGCCAUCAGCCAAUUGAAUUCCAGCUCACUGUUGUCUUCCCCUCCUACCAGCUGCUGAUUGGACUUGAGUCUUGAGAUAGAAUGACUAGACUGGUACUACUAUUUGUUAAUUAAACAUGUCAGACAACUACAGAAAAUGUGAACAUUGUUAGCACUGGAAAUCAGGUCUUAAUUAAAACGGACACUGCUGUGAUUCAAAAGCGUCAAGUAGCCGGUAUAUGGUGCAUUAAUUCAGGUACUUUUAUGCAAAUCCAAUGGAACUUUUUUACACCAAUCUAGUUAUUCUAUGUCCAUGAAUUUACCAUAUUGCUAUGGUAACAGCAGGGGAAUUGCUUCACAAGCAAAGUAGCUGAUAGUCUCAUUGAAAUCCCAUUGUUUUGGUUUGGUUUUCUAUUCAGGUGAACUCUGACAUUUGUCAUUCCUGUCUGUAUACUCUUUGGGGUGCUAUUUCCAUUGUAUUUAUUCUGACCUAGAUAUUUCAAAAGUUUUACCAGCCUAAAGGUACACCACAUUGGCCUUGUGAACUGUAUUUAGAUGAAAGGAAAUUAGAAAAUCAAACAUGCAGGCACAACUUUCUAAAGCGUUAGGAAUAUUCAUUUAAGAAAUUGUCAAAAUUUCUCUGAAAUACGGGUUAACUAGAACUAGAGGACGAAUCUGGUUUCACUCUUGGUUGGAAAUCUGGUGUGUUUUAAUGUGAUUUUAGUUUUUGCAUAAUAAUCCUAAAUAAUGUUUGGUAGAGAGAGAUGUGAUUGCUACAAUUCGCCCUACAGAAGAUCCCUUUUAUCUUUUUCUUUUUCUAAUGGGAUCAUUCUCCCAGUUUUUUUACCUCUUUUUUUGGUUGCUAUCUCCUUUUCUGGGUUACAGAGAAAAUGAAGAAUUGUAAAUUGUGACUUUAUUUAUACCUGUAUAUGUUUGUUUUCUUAAAUGUAUUUAUUGCAUAUUGAUGGUGCUUCUCUGGGGACACCAGAUAUUUUUAACGUUUCCUAUUGUGGGUGGACGGGAAGAGCAAACAGGGGGGAGGUUGGAUUUUCAUGGUGCUCAACCCCCUCUUGCCUCGUCACCUCCUCAUUAACUGUGUAUAAAUGAUCUAUGAAUAGAAGUCAAUGAAUAUAACUUCAACCGACAGGAUGGUGCUUAGAACCGCGUCAUUACAAAUUUACCGGUAAACUAAUAGAAUGAUGUCUUUGUACUGUAUCUAACUGAUAAACACAAUACCUUUUUCAACUUUUUGCAUUGUACGAAAUUCAUAAAAUUGUGAAGCAUUUGUGAUUGGCAGUAGUUGUAGUUUUAGCCACAUUUAAAUGAGACUGAUGUGUAGUGAGGUUUGGGUUCCUUCAGUGUUCUGUCCUCAUGAGUAUAAUUUCAAGGCUGUAGUCUUGCUCCUCAUCCACUGACUGUUUUUAUUUGAAGCUGUGCUGUUUUAAAACAUAAUACAAAAAUAUCUUACAUAGACCAGACCUUUCUUAAACACUCUGUGAUUUUUUUCUGUGACAUUAUUGUGAGUAUUAUUGAUACAAUAAAAUGUUUUGAGAAAUGUU
Molecule: messenger RNA, 5206 nt
Organism: Oncorhynchus gorbuscha (pink salmon)
Lineage: Eukaryota; Metazoa; Chordata; Actinopteri; Salmoniformes; Salmonidae
Product: lysine-specific demethylase 6B-like
Exons: 16
Coding region: 1-3513 (1170 amino acids)
Biological process (GO): heart development; regulation of gene expression
Cellular component (GO): MLL3/4 complex
Molecular function (GO): chromatin DNA binding; histone H3K27me2/H3K27me3 demethylase activity; RNA polymerase II cis-regulatory region sequence-specific DNA binding
Source: RefSeq, a predicted model, not a curated record